AUGUCCAAUAGCACCUACUCAAAAAGACCAAGUACCAAACGAUCGGGAACUCCGUCCAAGAACGGUUCAACUAAGUGCACUCCCAGAGAAACUGUAAGUUUAACUCGAGUUUGUUACUUGAUGCCACUCUCUGUUUUUGUUGUUUUGCUUGUUGGGUGCAAAACAGAUAAAUUUACUGGGAACUGUGAGUAGUGCCUACCGCUGGGAGCAAUUAGUCGUUUUUUGAGAACGUCUGUGCACGUCCUUGGCUUCACUCAACUGGAGAAUCACUAAAACUAGAGAAACUUUGGGUUUCCAUGAUCCUGCUAAAUAGGAUAACAUUUGAAAGUCUAUGCACUUCAUUUGAAAGGCAAACUAUUGAAGUUCGAAGAGGAAACUCAUACGCUGAGAUGAAUUUCCAUAUCAGAUUACACAUUUCAUUUCCAGCCAUCCAUCCAAUGCUUCCUCUUCUUCUUCCUCUUUUUUUCUCUACACGGAAGCAUUGACGCGUGGUGGCAAAAUGAAUAAAUUGCAUGAAUUAUUGAGAAAUUACACACCGGCACACCGAAUACCAAUUGUAAUUCGAAACGUAGUGUUUCGAAAGAAAAUGAAAGGCGCGUGUUUAAACAUUAUUAGGUUUGCAUUCCGAUGAGGGGGUACGGUAGCGUGAAUAAUGGAAAUGAGUGCUCAUUGUGACAUGUGUGAGAAAAAAAAUGAGUCGGGAAAAGAAAAGGAUCGAAAAACCGGGGAGGAUGAAGAAGAUGAAAGCAUUCACAAGGUGCAUUUGUCAAUUUUUUUCACACAAUUCCCCGAUGGAUUAGUUUGAAAACAACGCGGAACAUGCAUAAUCUGAUGUUCUGGAAGAUUUCUGGUCGAUAAAGAAGAAGAGGGAUAUUUCCUGAGGGACGUGAGGCCCGAAUAAACAUGGUUAAUUUGAAAUAUCUCAUUUAUUGACUUUUCACUUCGAAUUUAAAGAGGAAGAACAUGAGAAAUAACCAAACUUUGAAUUUUGGGCCGAUUUUAGAUCUCAUUUAUUGUUUUUCAGACUCAAAUCACCGCGAGCAACUGCAAGAACAAAAUCGAAGGUAACUAAAAGAGCUCCCAGCCAGCUCAUCCUUUUCAUUUUCAGAAUACAAGCGUGCGUUCAACUUUUUUGACGCGAACAACGAUGGCCGAAUCACGAUAGACGAGCUGGAGAAGGCGAUGCAAAAGUGUGGUCAAAGACCGACAAAACUGGAGCUCCGUCUCAUCAUGUAUCACGGAGACAACGAUCGUAAGUUUUAUUAGGUUUCUCGAUUAUUGGUCCCUAUAUUCCCCGACGUGUUUAUUCUCCACUUCUUGAACUCAUUUCCGUUCCAUACAUCAAAAACCUCGCUGCUCUCAAUUUGAAUGCAAAUAGGGUAGUCUGAAGGGAAGAGCGGCGGUGAAUCAUGCUCUCCAUUUUUUUUUGUUGCCGAACUUCCAUCAUUCUCGGUUUGGGUUCAAAUGCAUUUAUUUUCCAUUCAUGCGAAUUGCGGGCUGCCACUUCCCAUGAAUCUUCGAGCCUAACUCGAUUCUGUCUGUUCAAAAGCAUUAGAGUAAAAGUCAAACGCCACUUCUCAAUUGUUAUUUUCAGAAAACGGAGUGAUCACCUUCGACGAGUUCGCACAUCUCAUGAACGGAACGUCGUCGAUGAGCAAUUACACGUAUGACCAGCUCCGCGAGCAAUUCGACAUGUUCGAUAAGGUUGGUUGGAAAAAAUGACACAUGUCAAUCACAAUAAAAAUCACGGAUUUGAAUUUACAUUUAUAUUCCUUUUUGUUCUAUUUCCGGUCACUAAAUUGUGGGGAGCCAAACUUGUCCAACCUUGAUUGUUUUUUCAGGACAAGGAUGGGUUCAUUGAGAAAAUGGAAAUGAUUUCAAUCGUCCGCGAGCUGUCGCUCCAGGCCUCGUUUCCACGUCAAGUUGUUGAGCAACUCUUCAACGAGGCCGACAUUGACGGGGACGGAAAAAUUUCGUUCGAAGGUUGACAUAAAACUGAAAAAGGUUGAAAAACAAGGAAGCUCAUUCAGAAUUCGUUCUUGCGGUGAACUGA
Caenorhabditis sp. 36 PRJEB53466 is the source of this 2053-nucleotide messenger RNA. Lineage: Eukaryota; Metazoa; Nematoda; Chromadorea; Rhabditida; Rhabditidae. The record is from the annotation of a GenBank genome assembly.